AGGCUUAAUGAAUUGUCUUUUAAGUUUUUCUUUAGGUAUUUAUUUCUACAACCACCACCUCUCAAAAAAUAAUAUAUUCUACAACCACUGUUUCUCCUUUCUCAGUUCAUCAUAGAUAGAUAAAACAAAAUGAGAAACAUUACAAAAAUAGCAUGCUUCAAUAUUUUCUUUCUUUCUAUAAUAGCACUUCAUGUUCAAAGCCGUUUUCUUCCCAAUAAAUUGAUUUCCAAUGGAGUUGAUGAUGUUCAAGCAGAAGAAGAUUCAUAUCUACUUCUUAACAAUGAUAAUGACAAAGGAGUUAUUACUGAAUCUUCUUCUAAUUCAGAGGAGUAUUGUAAACAAAUGUAUGGGUUUUUGCCAUGUUCUAAUAACAUUCUUGGUCAUUUAUUUCUGAUAUUGGUUUAUGAGUACUUAUUGUUCCAUGGAGAAUCAUAUUUGGCUGCUGGAGGUGAACAAAUAUUCAAGAUUCUUGGUCCAGGUGUUUUUGGUGCUAGUGCUUUUGAUAUUCUUGGUGCCCUUCCAGAAUCCUUAAUUCUUCUUGUCACUGGACUUUCAAGUGAUAAGGAGAGUGCGCAAGAGUAUGCUUCCACUGGAGUUGGAUUAUUAGCUGGAUCAUCCAUCCUGCUUCUCACAGUUGUGUGGGGGACCUGUGUUAUUGUUGGCAAGCAAAGUUUUAAAAAUGACUCUCAUUCUUCUGAUACCUCAUAUUUAUCAACCGGAAGAAUAAAACAAGCUUUGACUGGUUAUGGCAUUACUAUGGAUAUAGACACUAGAAAGAUGGCGAGAAUCAUGGUUUUCUCUGUUAUACCACUCCUCAUCAUGCAGAUUCCCACUUUGUUCUAUUUCUCUACAACAUUACGCAAUGUGACCUUGAUAGUUUCUCUCAUCAUUGCUGUCACUUUUCUCAUCUCAUACUUCAUUUACCAGCUCUUUAAACCUCAGAUAGAGAAAACAAGACUGGAAUACAUAAAGCAUGAUGAUUUAAUUUUAAGAAUUUUCCAACGUGUUGAAAAGCAAACUCUACAAAAGAUCCUAACUGAGGAUGGAACUCCUAAUGUAGCUGCCAUAAAUGGACUAUACCAUGAAUUCAGUCAACAUGGAAAACACUUAUCAACUUCUGAAGUAAAAGAGUUGUUGCUUGGGAACAAUUUAGCCGACACAAAUAUCAGAGAGGACCAAAUAGCAGACAUGUUAAAAGCUUUUGACAAAAAUGGCGACCAAAUUAUAACCAAAGAAGAAUUUGUUAGUGGCUUAACAGAAUAUAUUAACCAAACAAAGCAUGCUUUGGAUAGAAAGUACCUCCCUAAGGAAUCUAUGAACAAAAUGUAUCAGAGUUUUAUCAAACCAUGGAUUGAACACGUGAGAAAAGAACGUGAAUUGAAGGGACAACUUAUUUCCGGAGUCUUAAGUCAUGCUCAGAAUGAUAUGGUUGGUAGGAUGCUCCAUGAUGAUGGUACAGCUGAUAAAGAUGCUAUCAAAAGGUUAUUUGAGCAAGUUGAUGGCGAUGGCGAUAACCAUGUUUCAAGAUCCGAGUUAGAGAAAGUAGUUAGGGAGACUCAUUUUGGUAAGGCUGUAGAUGCAGAGGAAGCAGUCUCAAAACUCCUUCACGAUCUUGAUGCCAACAAAGACAAUGAGAUUAGUGAGAAUGAAUUUGUUGAUGGCUUCACCAAAUGGAUAAACUCAAAUUCUAGUAAACCAGGAAGCUCAAAAUCUUCUUCUCAUGAAACUCAUCAAACAUGGGAAGAUGUUGAGAAGGUAAUGGAAGAGAAUCAAACCAAAGGGGUGACUGCAUGGUUAGAAGCUAUAGCAUACGUGAUGUUGGGAAUUGCUAUGUUGUCACUUCUUGCGGAGCCUCUAAUAGCAAGUGUUCAAAAAUUCUCUGAAGCUGCAGGAAUUUCAUCAUUUUUCAUCUCUUUCAUUUUAGUCCCUUUGGCUACAAAUUUUAGAGAAGCAACCUCAGCAAUCAAAGAAGCUAGCCACAAAAAAAGCAGUAAUACUUCUCACACUAUGUAUGAGAUUUAUGGUGCAGUGUUCAUGAACAACAUUCUUGGAUUUGUGGUGAUAUCUAUUCUUAUAUAUAUGAGGGAUAUCACUUGGGAAUUUUCAGCUGAUGUAUUAGUGGUGGCAAUUGUUUGUGUUGUGAUGGGUCUCACCACUAGUUUUCGUUCCACUUUUCCUCUGUGGACAUCCUUCCCAACAUACCUCUUGUAUCUAAUAUCAUUAGUUAUGGUUUAUGUUCUCAAAGAUGUUCUCAAUUAUGUGUAGUGUUCUUAAUUUUGAUAUCAAGCUAAGGUGAAAUGUUUUUGUUCUCAAAGAUGUUCUCAAUUAUGUGUAGUGUCCUUAAUUUUGAUAUCAAGACAAGGUGAAAUAAAAAAUCUAGAUAUGGUUCAUUGGAAAA
Messenger RNA from Medicago truncatula (barrel medic), 2398 nucleotides. Its product is annotated as sodium/calcium exchanger NCL1. NCBI's taxonomy places the organism in Eukaryota, Viridiplantae, Streptophyta, Magnoliopsida, Fabales, Fabaceae. Gene Ontology annotation, cellular component: membrane. The transcript has 9 exons. Bases 130 to 2265 code for a protein of 711 amino acids. Gene Ontology annotation, biological process: intracellular calcium ion homeostasis; calcium ion transmembrane transport. Gene Ontology annotation, molecular function: calcium ion binding; calcium:proton antiporter activity. The record is from RefSeq and is a predicted model, not a curated record.